GCUCUGGAGAAUGGGACUCUCAGCACUCCCUGUCUCAAUCCAUGUCUCAAUCCAUGUCUCAACAAAUGUAUCGCACCGGAGAAGGCAAGGAGUUGCAAUGCUCCAUCUGUCGGGAGAGGGUUGAGAGGGAUUCCAACGGCAAUCCCUUUAUGCCGUGUGAUUGCGGCUUCCCUGUCUGCCGCGCCUGCUACGAGUUCAUUCGCGAGCAAGAAGGCGGAAGAUGUCCACAAUGCCAUGAGCAACUCAAGUGGAUGAAAGGUAGCCCUAAACUUCCGACAGAUCCCGCUGAAGAGACAUAUAGAAAAAAACCUAUGAUGAUUGAUGGACAGGGAGCGGGAAGUUUCGACGGAAAAGAGGCGGAGUCCAGCGAUGCAGUGGGGGAGGCGCUGCUUUCCAUGCAGAUUUUGGAUCCUGCGAAGAACAUGCAAGAUUAUGGUUAUGGUAGCGUUCAUUGGGGCGAAGGGGAGAAAAGAGAAGGCAGAGACAAUAGGGACUUGCGGACAGAGAUAUCAGUGGAGGAAUCGAAGAGACCUCUUUCGAGAACUCUUCCCAUUCCGAAUUCUCUUCUUCAACCGUACAGGCUGAUGGUGCUCCUUCGCGGCGUUGUCCUAGCUUUGUUCUUGAGAUUCCGCUUGACGACUCCAAACUACGACGCCUUCGUUCUCUGGGUUAUGUCUGUCUCUUGUGAGGUCUGGUUUGGUUUCUCUUGGAUUCUCGAUCAAACGCCGAAGUGGUCUCCCGUCACGAGAGAGACUUACCUCGACAGAUUGUCGGCAAGGUUCGAGAGCGGACCCGUGAGCAAGCUUCUACCCAUCGACGUCUUUGUCACCACUGCCGAUGUCGAGAAGGAGCCUCCGCUUGUCACAGCGAACGUUAUCCUGUCUAUUCUGGCUAUCGACUACCCAGCAGAGCAGCUGGCGUGCUAUUUGUCGGACGAUGGUUCGGCGAUGCUCAUGUUCGAAACUAUGACGGAAACCGCGAGCUUUGCGCGCGCGUGGGUGCCCUUCUGUAAGAAGCACGAGAUUGAGCCAAGGUGUCCGGAAAUGUACUUCUCACAGAAAUUCGAUUACACAAAGGGGAAGACGUCACCCGACUUCAUCAAGGAGAGAAGGCACAUGAAGCGAGCGUAUGAUGAAUUUAAGGUGCGCAUAAACGCACUUGUUGCGAAGUCCAAAAACGCGCCGGCCGAGGGAUGGAGAAUGGCAGACGGGUCGAUGUGGCCAGGAAAUAAGAGAAGCGAUCACGUCGGCAUGAUUCAGGUAUUCCUGCAGCCCGAUGGGGAAACGAAGGACCUGGCGGGGAAGCCUCUCCCACGUUUGGUCUAUGUCUCUCGAGAGAAAAGACCGGGGUACGACCACAACAAGAAGGCGGGGGCCAUGAACGCACUGAUGCGAGCAAGUGGACUGAUUUCCAACGGGCCCUUCAUUCUUAAUCUGGAUUGUGAUCACUACGUUAACAACUCCAAGGCGCUGAGGGAGGCUAUGUGCUUCCUGAUGGAUCCCAACAGAGGUCACAAGGUUUGCUACGUGCAGUUCCCGCAACGGUUCGACGGUGUUGACAAGAACGAUCGAUAUGCUAACCAUAACACCGUCUUUUUCGACGUCAACAUGAAAGGACUUGACGGUGCGCAAGGGCCGUGCUACGUCGGAACGGGUUGCUGCUUCAGACGACAGGCAUUGUACGGGUUUGUUCCCCAACGUCGGGGAGAAGGCAGUUCAUGCUGCUGUUGCUGGCCGACCAAAAGAAAGGCAUCUGCUGAGAGGAAUCUUAAGAGUGCCAUUAUGCCAGGAGAUCGCGAUCGGGGUCGUGCAGAUAGGGAUGAGAGGGAUGAAGAUCAUGAAGAUGAUGAUGUGCGGCUGAUACCGACCCAGUGGCACGCGAAGAGGUUUGGCGCUUGCCCCAACUUUGUGGCAACUGUCGUUGACGCUGAAGGAGGUGUGCCGGAUGUUGAUCCGUAUCAGGUCCUCAGCGAUGUGAUCUUGGUGAUCUCGUGCGGUUACGAAGACGACACUGAGUGGGGGAAAACGGUUGGGUGGAUGUAUGGAUCAGUUACGGAAGAUAUUGUGACGGGCUACAACAUGCAUGUGAACGGAUGGUACUCAGUCUACUGCAUGCCCAAGAGGUCAGCGUUCAAGGGAACGGCGCCAAUCAAUCUUACGGAUCGACUUGGCCAGGUCUUGCGUUGGGCGUUAGGGUCCGUCGAAAUCUUCUUCUCAAGACACAACCCAAUCGUCUUCAACUGGUGCAAGCAUCUGAACUUCAUGCAGCGAAUGUCUCGUACUAAGCCUAAUCACAAGUACCGAACUCGUAUGGAGCGCCUCCGGCUGACAUCUUCUGGUGUCACGUUGGAGGAGUGGUGGAGAAACGAGCAGUUCUGGGUCAUCGGAGGAACCAGCGCUCACAUUGCAGCCGUCGUUCAGGGUCUCCUCAAGGUCGUUGCAGGUGUCGACACAUCGUUCACGCUCACAGCAAAGGGCGCUGACGAGGAGGACGAAUUUGCAGAGCUAUAUGCUUUCAGGUUCACCUGGUUGAUGGUUCCGCCGCUGACCAUCAUCAUCAUCAACGUCGUUGCGAUCUUCGCUGGUGUUUCAAGGGAGAUGUACCAGAAGGCCGACAGUCAGAACUGGGGUAAACUGAUGGGCAUGUGUUUCUUCUCAGUCUGGGUGCUGACGCAUAUGUACCCCUUCAUGAAGGGUAUGAUGGGCAAAAGUCAGAAGACUCCUACCAUCGUCAUUGUGUGGUCCAUCCUGUUAGCCAUUAUCCUUUCUCUCCUAUGGGUGAGGAUGAUCACUUAAGCGAAGCGCAAUCGUUAAGGCACCGUCUGUUCCUCCCUUCAUCGGGUAGUGGAGCAUCUUCCAACAGCAACUAAUUC
Messenger RNA from Chara braunii, 2872 nucleotides. Lineage: Eukaryota; Viridiplantae; Streptophyta; Charophyceae; Charales; Characeae. The record is from the annotation of a GenBank genome assembly.